AUGUCGCAGCCCACCCUGAUCAACCUCCCUCCCCCGCCCUCAGAACCACCCACGCCGUCUGACAUGGGCCCAAGCACUCCCAACUCAGGCACCACCUCUCUCUCCGCGCUCUCCACGACGGCCAUCAACGACGGCCACCAGGGCAAGCUCCGCCCGCACAGCCACCGACUCCGCCGGCGCCCGUCCGACGCCUCCGACACCUCGACCGACACACUCGCAGCCGAACGCGCAGACCGCAUCUCCCGGCUCGCAGGCUUCGAGCGCGUCACCGCCUCCCGCCCCUCCACCAUCACCAGCAGCACUGGUCACCACAACCACCCCAACCCGUCCUGCGACGACGACCUGCAGCUCCCCAGCGGCGCAUCACCGGGCUACUUCGACCCGUCGCACACCCAGCAGCAGCACCAGCAGCAGUCGCUGCCAGCGCACCUACAGUUCAAGGAGCGCAGCACGGUCGGCAGCGCCAGCGCGACGGGCAGCAGCGUGGGCGGGCGCGCGACGGCCUGGAGCGGCAGCGACAUCUUCGACCACGACCGGCUGAACGACGACGACGGCGUGUCCAGCCUGGGCGGCUUCAGCGACGAGAACGCCAGCCUGGUCGGCUUCGGCGAGGGCGCCAACAGCACCACCAGCGGGCCCGUGUCGUCCGCCGCGCGCGUCGCCUUCCUGAGUCGCCAGUCGUCCGGCGUCGGGAGCACGAGUGCUGCUGCCGCCGCGGCGUCGCGUGCGGCGGCCGUGGCCGCUGCGGCUGCGACGCACCCGCAGCAGGGCGAGGCGUUUGACGAUGUGCGCAUGGUGGACGGCGUGACGUUUGAUGAGAACGUGGUGGAUACUACGGUGCGGUCGCCGCGGCCUGUCUCCCGCUAA
Messenger RNA from Ophidiomyces ophidiicola, 867 nucleotides. RefSeq lists its product as uncharacterized. The record is from RefSeq and is a predicted model, not a curated record. The coding region runs from base 1 to 867 and encodes 288 amino acids. The transcript is spliced from 2 exons. NCBI's taxonomy places the organism in Eukaryota, Fungi, Ascomycota, Eurotiomycetes, Onygenales, Onygenaceae.